AUGGAUUUCGCCUCGCUAAUGGCAAAGGAAAUUUCCAAGGCAAAGGCGCCCGAAAUUUCCACAGCCACUUCCGACUCUAAGAAGCCAUAUGUGAAGCGAUCAGACACCGAGGCGGCCAGGUUGGCAGCAUACCAUGCGGAGCAAGAGGAACUGCGCAAAGAACGCGAGCAACGUGCGGAGCGGAAACGUAAGUUUGAGCAGGAACAGUCCGAACGCAAUCGGGCAAGGGACGAGAAGAGAAGACAGCUGGCAGAGGAAUCAAGGCGAAAAAAAGAAGCCGAAGCAGUGGCUAAAGAGAGAGAAAGGAGGAAGAGACUUGGUCUUCCCGAUAUUCUUGCGGGAAGGCCAAAUGACUCGACGCAGGGUUCUCCCCUGGUCGACGAUGAAGAAGACCUCGGUGAGGAUGAGGUGAUUGACAAGCUGAGGGCUGCGGGAGAGCCAGCGAUACUCUUUGGAGAAAGCCAUAGGGGUCGUGUAAAGCGGUAUCGACGGCUUUUGCAGCGAUCCCUAACCCCACAGCAACAAAUGCUUGAAAGGCCAAUCGCGACAACCCUUGUUCUUGUCCCCGAAACUGAAAUGAGAGUCCCCCCUAAGUUGCCCACAGAUGAGGAAGGUCGUAGAUUUCUCUUCCGACAACUGGCAUCUUACUUUACAAUGAUCUUCAAGGAAUGGGAAAUCGCAUUGUCGAAGAGAGAUGACGAUGUAAAAAACAGCUACCAAGGGAAACAGGCUUAUAAUGCCAUGGUGCAGUCCAGGGAGAAUAUUCGCCCCUUGUUUAGGAGGUUUGAGAAUGGUGAUUUAGAAGAGAGUAUACUUGAGCCAGUGGUGGAGAUUGUACGAAGCGCGCAGGACAGACGUUAUGUUGACGCGAACGACGGCUAUCUCCGACUUAGUAUUGGAAAAGCUGCCUGGCCAAUCGGAGUUACUAUGGUUGGUAUCCAUGAAAGGUCUGCGCGAGAGAAGCUUCAUCAAAGCGAUAAGAGCCAAGCGCACAUUAUGAGCGACGAAAUUACACGGAAAUUCCUACAGAGUAUUAAGAGAUGCCUGACGUUUGCUCAGGUCCGCUGGCCUCCAGAUGACCAGCUUCAGCUCAUGGGCUGA
This is a messenger RNA of Histoplasma mississippiense, 1101 nucleotides long. RefSeq lists its product as hypothetical. Gene Ontology annotation, biological process: RNA splicing; generation of catalytic spliceosome for second transesterification step. The record is from RefSeq and is a predicted model, not a curated record. Gene Ontology annotation, cellular component: U4/U6 x U5 tri-snRNP complex; U2-type post-spliceosomal complex; U5 snRNP. NCBI's taxonomy places the organism in Eukaryota, Fungi, Ascomycota, Eurotiomycetes, Onygenales, Ajellomycetaceae. Bases 1 to 1101 code for a protein of 366 amino acids. The transcript has 2 exons.